UCCUGCUUAAUUCGUAGUCGGCGGUCAUCAUAUUCGUAACGAGUUCAAUUUGCGGUCGGUUUACAUAGUUAUCAGUAAAAAAAAUAGAGUGAAUAACUACCAGUGCUGUUGAGGAAAUCCCUAAGGGGCCAACGCAAUGGCUAAACUAAAGCACAAUUGCGUUUUUAUUGGAAUCCUUUUGUAUGUGUUAUUAAUUGAAGCUGCUAAUGCCGAAAACAUUUGCAAUGCAGGAUGCCCAACAUCUGAUAAUGGACUAUUAAAAUACACUCCUGGAAACUUCUAUGAAUACUCCUUUGACAGUAUUUUAACUGUUGGGUUGAGUAGCGGUGUUCUAAGUGAGUCUGAUGAUACCAGUCUCAAAGUAACCGGAUCCGCCAAAGUUUUUUCGAAAGGAAACUGUGGAUACACGUUACAGCUUAGUGCUGUAAAAGUAUCAAAUACAAAAGAGUCUGUUGAGAAGAAAAUUUUGAACAGCAUCCAGAAACCUGUGCAUUUUACACUAGUAAGCGGAAUUUUGGAUCCACAAAUUUGCUCGGACCCCAGCGACUCAAAUUACUCUCUGAACAUAAAGCGUGCGUUUGUUUCAUUGCUGCAGUCAGGAGAAAAGGCGGAAAAUGAGGUUGAUGUGUUUGGCCAGUGCCCUACGCAUACCUCAACGUCUAAUGUUGGCAAUGCGAACAUUAUUACAAAGGUGCGCAAUUUAAACAGCUGUACACACCGCGAGCAGAUCAACAGUGGGCUGGUGUUCGGAAGGGUAAAUGAAAAGGCCGGUGUCAAGUCAAAUCUGCUUCUGCAGGCAAAUUACAUAAAGGAGUCGAGGAUUGUGAACAGUCUUAUUGAAAAUGUUCAGUUGACAGAAACAUACAAGUUCAUUGGAACUACCAAAGGAAAUUCGGAUGUCAAUGCAAAGGUGGUCACAACAAUUACUCUUAAAAAUCCAACUGGAAGCAAUGCAACGCCGCCGUCAACCGGAUCCACUGUUAAAAGCGUUAUAUUCCAAAACCCAGAAACAUACUCUGCAAAAAAUAUUAACGCGCUAAAAGCAGUAUUAUCUGAUUUAGUGGACUCAACUGGCGAUUAUGUGAAAAAAGAAAGCGCCAAAAAGUUUGUGGAGUUCAUAAGGUUGCUCCGUCAAUCGGAUAGUGAUACUCUAUUGGAACUGGCUGCAUUUCCACACCCAAACAAAGUCUUGGCGCGCAAGGUAUAUUUGGAUGGCCUUUUCCGAACCAGCACCGCUGAGUCAGCUAGAGUUAUUUUGAAACAGCUUGCUAAGUUUAAUGAUAAGGAGAAGUUACUGGCAAUACUAUCCCUAAACUUAGUCAAAAAUGUUGACAAAGAAACUCUUAAUCAAGCGGCUGCUCAGCUGUCACCCAGCGCGCCUAAGGAACUCUACCUAUCUGUUGGUAGCUUGGUUUCUAAAUUUUGUGCAGGAAAGAAUUGUCAGGGACCAGAAUUCGAGGCUAUUUCUAAAAAAUUCUCGGAUGGCCUUAAGCACUGCAAGCCAAACACUAAAAAGGAAGAAGAGCGCAUUGUAUAUAUUUUAAAGGGAAUAGGAAACGCAAAGAGCUUGGGUGGCAAUACGGCUGCUUCCCUCAGUGAGUGUGCCUCUACAGGCCGAGCCAAUCGGAUACGCGUAGCAGCCUUGCAGGCGUUUUCAACUGUGGAAUGCGAUAAGACACUACAAACCAAAUCGCUGGAAUUACUUAAGAACCAUAACGAAGAUUCUGAGUUACGAAUUGAAGCUUAUCUUGCGGCAAUAUCGUGUCCCAAUGCAGAGGUAGCUAACCAAAUUGCAGAAAUAGUUAAUUCGGAGACCGUUAACCAGGUCGGUGGCUUCAUUUCAUCGAAUUUAAAAGCCAUCAGGGAUUCGACAGAUGCCGCACGUGAGAACCAAAGGUACCAUUUGGCCAACAUUCGAGUGACUAAAAAAUUCCCAACGGACUACAGACGCUAUAGUUUCAACAAUGAGGUUUCCUACAAAAUUGAUCAUCUUGGCAUUGGAGCGAGCUCGGAUUACAAAUUAAUAUAUUCGCAACAUGGUUUCUUGCCCAGAUCAUCUCGUCUCAAUGUAACUACUGAAAUUUUUGGCACUAAUUUUAACGUAUUUGAGGCAAGCCUUCGGCAAGAAAAUGUUGAGAAUGUUUUGGAAUACUAUCUGGGGCCUAAAGGUUUGCUAAACAAAGACUUUGACGAAAUUGUAAAGCUUAUUGAAGGUGGAAACAACGGAGCUGCUGGACCUGCUGGUGGUCGAGCAAGACGCUCGGUUAUUGACGAUGCUGCAAAGACUUCAAAGAAAUAUAAAACGUAUGGAAGUAAAAAUGACCACGAUAUUAAUUUGGAUAUAUCAUUAAAACUUUUUGGUUCAGAAUUAGCGUUUUUGAGCCUUGGUGAUAACAUACCGGGCACAUUGGAUGACAUUAUAAAUUACUUCUCAGUUUCGUUUGAAAAUGCCAAACAAAAAUUAUCUUCAUUUGAACAACAAUUUUCCGGUCACUACCUAUUUCUUGAUACAGACCUCGCAUAUCCAACUAGCAUUGGAGUACCUCUAGAGCUCGUAGCUCAGGGCUUUGCAGCUACCAAACUUGAUCUGGCUGUAAAUCUUGACAUCAAUGCAAUUCUGGAACAGAACUGGCAGAAAGCAAAAUAUAGGUUGAAAGUGGUCCCUAGUGUUGAUGUCAUCGUUAACCUUCAAGUAGGAUUCAAUGCCCAAGUGUUGUCCACUGGCCUCCGUGUGGUAUCAACUGCACACUCUGCGACAGGCAACGAUGUAACCGUGUCAGUUAUUAAGGAUGGUGAUGGUUUCAAUGCCGAUAUCGAGCUGCCUCGUGAAAAACUUGAGCUGGUUAAUAUUAAAAUCGAGACAGAACUGUAUGUGGCCGAGCAAGAUAAGCAGAGAGCAGUUGCCCUGAAGGGAAACAAGAAAAAUAAGAAUUCCCCACCCACCGAGAUGUGCUUUAGUCAACUGGAAUUCAUUGGCUUAAAUAUAUGCCUUGAGAGUUCGACGAGCUUAAGUGAACUUCAAACUGGCAAUGAAAGAGAAGUAGCUGUUGCAGACCAAUUUCAUUUCUCUAAACCAUUUAUUUUCGCCAUACACCUUAAGGCCGAACGCAAAUUUACAUUCUCCGGAAUUCAUACAAAUGAGCCUUCCGGCAGCCAGAAGUGGAAGUUAGACUAUUCCACUCCUGGGUCAAAAGUUUCUCAUGAUACAAGUGUUGGUUUCGAACUGGGAUCUAAGCCAAAAUCCUUUGCAAGAUUAUAUUUCGACAAUUCUCAAUACCACUUUGCAGUCGAAGCUGGAAUAAACAAUGACAAUAAAGAAUUAGUUUUAUACGGUCAAUACGAACAAAAUAAAGACAUUAAAAAAAGUAAAAUUGGCCUCAGCAAGAAUGGAAAUGUAUAUCAACCUUUAAUCCAAAUACAGGACAAUAAUGGCAUCUCAAACAGUUUAAAUGGGUAUCGAGCUGAUGGAAAAAUCACGGUUCAAAAAAUCGGUGAUAAACUAGAAAGAUAUAACUUUGAUAACUUCCAAGUUUCUAACGCGAAUAACGACCGCAUAGUUGUCAAUGGGUGGACAGAUGUUGGUCAAAGUUCUUUUAAUUCUGAGCUUCGUAUCGCGUCGGACCAACAAUCGUUUUUGAUAAAGGGAAAUAUUAAAGUUGAAAAUGGUCAGUAUGCCGCAGGUUUCUUUAUAAAUGACGAAAAAACUCCAGAAAAUAUCUAUGGCAGCUCCGUACACUUAACAGUCGCUGACCAGUCGUAUGCUCUUAAGGCAAAUGGCAAAGCUGCUUCUUGGGCAAUUAGCAGUGAUAUUGGAUUUGAUUUCCAAAAGGAUAGUAACUCCAAAUUACGUACAGGAUCAUAUGCGCAAAGUAUAGAGGCUCAGCAUAAAGGCAAGCAAGUGGGAGCAGUAAAGAUUAAGUCUUCUUUUGACAUUGAUAAAUUGGAUUUCGAUGUAGAACUAUUACGAGAACAAAAAGUUGGUUCUCUUAAAGUUAAAUACAACAAAAAUCAGCGACACGUACAAGACUAUUCCCUAGAGGCAACUGCAACUCUUAACAAGCACUCUAUCGAUGUCGUAUCCAAGUGCGAUUUCAACGGCAAUGUUUUUGUAGUCGACAAUGCUGUAACAACCAGUUGGGGAACGUUAUUAUCUGCCAAGGGUGAAUUGGGCCAACGCUUCACGGCGCAAGAUAUCCGGAUUGACCUUCAAGGCCAAAUUCAAAUAAGCGGAAAGGACAAAUCUUCUCAAUGGUUACUGAAGGUCAUUGGCACACCAGAUAAAACCAACAGCGAGCUCAAGAUAAGCCAAGAUACGACAGAGCUUGUCAAAUUUACCAGUGAAUCCCAGCAUCCCCAGGAAAAAAUAUCAGCGGCUAAGAUUAACCUUAUUGUGAAAAAUCUAUUAACUGCUAAGAGCGAGUUUCGGGUAGCAAAGAAUGGAAAGGGAGAUUUAACAGCCACAUUUGAGACCCAGAAGACUGAGCCGAAGCACAAGCUCGAAUUGGAAUCCAAAUUUCACGUCCAGGCUCCUAAGUACGAUUUGGACACGACACUAACGCUUGAUGGAGAGAAAAAAAUACAUUUGAAGUCUGAAAACGUUAUAGAAAAGUUAAAGUUCUCAACCAAAAGUAUUGGCGAGUCGAAGGACAAAAAAUUAGUUUUCGAGGCUAAUGGCAGUGUUAAGGGCGAAUUGCGCACAAAUGGAGAAGUACAAGGUGCAUUUACAUUAACCACUCCUGAUGGGCGAAUUAUCGAUGGCAGUGUCAAUCGUAAGGUUACAACAAACGCCAAAACCGGUCUAACUCAAGGAAAUAUGGAUGCCCAGAUUAGUGACACUCCACCUGGCAGUAACAAAAAGCGAUCAAUUGUACUUAAGGGAAAGCUUGAUCGACUGAAUUCCAAAACCAAAGAAUUUUCAGCCAACAGUAAUUUGUUGUACACGGCAUUGGAUGGAGAAAAGUCUGAGCUGAACCUUCAAAUUAAGCAGCAACCUAAUGGUGAAUCUAAGAAUUUAGAUUUUAACCUCAAAGCUAAUGGAAAUCCACUAAGUCAACCCGUUGAAGUCGCCAUCACAGUGGGCGAGUUUAGUGCGCAGGGUGUUGUACUUAAUAUUAAAACCAAAUACGGAGAGCUUUUUUCAGUUAGCGCAAAUGGAAAUUACAAUAACCAUCAAGGCCAACCGACUUCAUACAAUUUGCAAACUAACAUUGAAAUUCCAAAGUCGGCUCUAAAGUUUGUGGAAGUUAAGAGUCAUGGAAAACUACUAAAACCAUCAAAGGGAAAUGACAAUGGCGCUUACAAUCUUGAGUUUUUCGUGGAAUCCAAAACUGGGCAGGGACAAUUUGCUCGCGUCAACACAGUAUGGAACGGCACACCAAAUGAUGGAAGUUAUGAAUUUGAAAGUCAAGUAAAUAGUAUGGAGUCUCCAUUUAAAUUAAAUGGCAACUAUAAGCGUGAGCAAACUGGAAGCCUGAAAGAAGGUGACCUUCACGGUAAGCAAAAGUAUGUUUUUAACGCUCAGUACGGAAAACAAUACCUGAAGACGGAUGCAUCCCUUUCUUAUGGUGUCGAGAACGUUGAUAUAGUAUACGUAAUGGAUUCCAGCUUCGAAUCAGCUAAGGACAUCAAUAUAAACAUCCGCACUAUUAAGUCUAACGAUGAUUCAACUUACGUGGUGACCGUUCAAGCAAAACAGGCUGAUAAGGCGUACGGCUUGGAUACAAAGCUCUACAACUCCGAAUACAAAAAAGGUGUUGACAUUCGUGUGGAUUUAUUAAAAGAAAAGCCUAUUAUAAUUAGUAGCAUUGCCGAAUUAUUAGGAGAGAGAAAAGGGAAGAUUGCUUUGGAAGUACAAAACUUGGCAGAAUUCGAUAUCAAGUUAAACAGCGAAGCUUCUUACGUUAACAUUGAUGAUUUCUAUGUUGUUGGCAGCUGGAGCUCAAAGAAAUUAAAACUCGAUGGUUAUGAGCUUGAGGCACGAGCACAGGGUAAAAAUAUUAAAAUUCAAUUGAAAAAUGUGAGUGGCGUUAUAUUCUCAGGUACAGCCACAUAUGCGCUUAAAAAAGAACUAAAUAAAGCUAUUAUUGACGGUCAAGGCCAAGUGCAGUAUCAAGGCAAAUCCCAUUCUGGCAAUUUUAAGUUGACACGGCAACAAUUUGAUGCCAAUACGGAUAAGGAAAUUGGUUUUUCAUAUACAUUUAAUGGUAACUUUGGAUCCAAGAAUGGCGUAUCUACAAUUAAAAUAACAAACAAAGAAUUCAACACCAAGUUUUCCAUUUGCGAAGAGAAAAAGCAGUGCACAAACAUACAAGUGCAAUCACUGGUAGGCGUAGAUGAACAAAAACUAGAAGAUGAGGAACGUUCAACCCUUAUUCUUGUCGAUCUACGUGAGCUUGGAUAUCCAUAUGAGUUUCAACUAAAAUCCCAGGGUACUCGCCAAGGAUUUAAAUACCAAUACCAUUUGGAUAGCUUCAUUAUUACCGGCAACAAUUUUAAGUACCAACUCACUGCCAACAUUCAGCCCACGUCGUCUGCUGUUGAAUUAAUACUUCCAAAGCGUCAAAUUUCGUUUGAAACCGCGCAGCGAAUUCCAACGGAUGGCAACAUUUUUGGCCACUAUGAGCAAUCAGUUGCAUUCUUUAUUGAUAAAUUGCAAAGGCCCGAUGAUGUUGUCCGCAUUUCUGCUAUUUUAGAUGUAUCGGGCACCGAGCGUAUCGCACUUAACGCCAAUGGCCAACUCAAAUUAGAACACCCGACUAUUCGUCCAUUGAGUAUUUCUGGACGACUUAAUGGUAAUUUAGAUGAACAAGUGGCAAACACAGAAUUUAUAUUUGACAUUUUCCGAUUGCCGGAACAGAAGGUCAUAGCAAACAGCGAGUUGCGCAAUUUGCGAUCCAAAAAUGGUUUUAACAUUGCAUCUACAACAGCUGUAAAGUCUUCAGGACUUCAGUUCCAAUACCAAGUAAAGAGCAGCGCAAAACUAAAUACUGAAGGCCAAGAAUACAGUCUUAACUUCGAAGUUAAUGACGGUGAAAAUAACUUAAAGGCGCUAUCCUUCAUUAAUAAAGAAAAAUUAGAAAUCUCUUUGACUGAAUCGAAUAAGCAGCUUAUACAAAUAGUGGGAGACUUUAAUAGGCAAAAACAGAAUGCCAAAUUUAGUACCAGAGUCCAAGUUUCUAAUGGGAAUCCCAUAGAAAUUACAAGUGAGAUUCAAACAACUUCAGCUAAAAUUGCACUUAAGCGAAAGGAUUUCUUUGAUGGCAAAGCAGAAAUAAAAUUGGGCAAGGAACUUAAAUUUGAUGUUUCUGGUAACAACAAGGAAUUACUAAAUGGGCGUGUGGCCUUAGAUGCAACCAACUUGCUCCAGACUAACUAUGUGGUAGAUGAAGAAAACGUGAACGCCUUCUUGGCUAACGUUAAAACGGAAUUGGAUAAAGACACUGAAUUAAUUGCUACAAAUAUUAAGGAAAGAUUUGAGAAACUACGAAAUGGCGCAGACAAAAAUAUUAAACUGGCGAAGGAGGCUUCUCCCGAUUUUUCAAAGCUAAAUGGUAAAUUACUCGAAAAUGCAAAGGGACUUCUUCAAGAGCUGAAAGCAGAUCCGUUAAUCGCACCGAUUAUUGAUGGCUUAUACAAUCUUUUUGAGAAAAUCGCUGCCUUAACUGAUGACUUAAGCCAGACAAUAACAAAAACACUCGAAAAGGCCCACAAGUCAUUUGUUGAGAUCUACGAAAAAUUAAAGUCUUUGUGGAAUGACUCCCUUCUUAAAGCAUGGGAAGAUUUUGUUUUAACUGCAACCAAACUAUUUGGUCAGCUUCAGAAGGAGAUAAUAGAGGAAUACACAAAGGCCCUUAAAAUUCUUCUUUCCACGCUGGAGAAGUAUGGACCAGCUCUGAAGAACUAUAGCAAAGCGAUAGCCGAAGCUUUGAAACCAAUCAACGACGCAGUUCAAGAAGUAAUAAAAGUUUUGGUUAAUGCUACUGAAGGAAUAAUCAAGGAAUUUAAUGAGUAUGCUAAAACGCUUCCAUCAUUCGAAAGUCUUCGUACUGAGUUCAAUGACAAAGUUAAGCAACUUAAGCUUCUUGAAAAGGGUGUACAGUUUUUGAACAGUCUGUUUGAGCAGAUUAACAUUUUGCCGCAAACUCAGGAGACCACCGAAUUCCUACAAAAACUGCACGAUUACUUAGACGCAAAACUUAAGCAACAAAAAAUAAAUGAUGAAAAGUCGCUAGAAGAACUUAUUAAGCUUGGAAUAAGAGCAAUUCGCUCCAUUUGGAUCUCGAUUAAAAGCACUGCUCCUGGACCUUCUGCAUAUGCGGUUGAUUUCCAAACAUGGUUUGGCCCUAUUGCACAUUCUUUGGAAUCCUUAUCUGUUUUGCCAACUCUACUUUCAUUCCGUUCCAGUGUCAUAAACUAUAUUUUGAAUGAAAAUUGGGAUGAGGUAUUCACAAAGAAUUUGUUAAGUUCGUGGAUAUUCUUUAAUGACUUCGAACUGCGUGGCCACGUCGUAGACGGGCAGCAUAUUUUCACAUUCGAUGGCCAACAUUUCGCUUAUCCUGGAAACUGCAAGUAUAUCCUGGCUCAGGACAGCGUGGACAACAACUUCACAAUAAUUGGUCAGAUUACAAAUGGAAAGCUUCGCGGUAUCACACUUGCUGAUCGGGAUGGAAACUUUGUCGAGGUGGCAGAUAAUCUUGCGCUAAAGAUAAAUGGAAAUUCUGCCGAAUACCCACAGAACUUGUUAGGAAUUCACGCAUGGCGUAAAUUUUACACCGUUCAUUUGCAUUCGGAAUAUGGAGUGAGUGUUGUGUGCACCACAGAUCUAAAGGUUUGCAAUUUCAACAUAAACGGAUUCUUCACGAGUAAGACGCGGGGUCUUCUUGGCAACGGCAAUGCUGAGCCAUACGAUGACUUCUUGCGCAUUGAUGGUACAAUAGCCCCAGACUCGGCGGCACUCGGCAACGAUUAUGGAGUUGGAAAAUGCGCAGCAGUUGCAUUUAACAGCGACCAAGUCAAUGUCCAGAAACGCGAUGAAAUUUGUAGCGAGUUGUUUGGCGUUGAAUCACCACUUGCUUUCCACUUUAUUUCGGUGGACUCUAGACCUUAUCGCAAGGCGUGUGAUGUUGCUCUAGCAAAGGUGGCUGAAAAGGACAAAGAGGCAACUGCGUGUACGUUCGCCUUGGCUUACGGGUCUGCUGUGAGGCAGCUCAAGAAAUGGGUUCUAUUACCCCCACGAUGCAUAAAGUGCGCUGGUGCUGUUGGCCAGCGCGAUCUUGGAGAUGAGUUCACUGUCAAGUUACCAAAUAACAAGGCAGACGUUGUUUUCGUCGUUGAUAUCAACGUGACUCCCGUCGUUCUCUCCAAUCUAAUAGCGCCUGCAAUCUCCGAUAUACGUGAGUCACUAAGGAGCCGUGGUUUUACAGACGUCCAAGUCGGAGUUGUUGUGUUUGAUGAGUCUAAGCGAUAUCCUGCUCUCCUUACAAGCGAUAAUGGUAAAAUCAACUACAAGGGAAAUCUUGCCGAUAUCAAGCUAAAUGGAAUAGAUAAUUUCUGUGACAAUUGCGUUGAACAAAUUAUAACUGAAAAACGUAUUCUCGACAUUUACAAUGACAUCAAGGAGAUUUUAAAGGGCAUUGCUCCUCAAGCCGAUGAAAAGGCCUUCCAAUUGGCGUUGGAUUAUCCAUUCCGUGCUGGUGCUGCAAAAAGCAUUAUUGGAGUGCGAAGUGAUUCUCUAGAAUAUAAAAAUUGGUGGAAAUUUGUUCGAGCUCAAUUGACUGGAUCCGUUACGAAGUUUGAUGGAGCGCUUCUUCAUCUUAUUGCCCCAGUCAAGGCACUGGCUUUGGAGGGAGUUCCAGUCGAAAAACUAGUUGGCUUCAACUCACGUUUGGUAGCUACAUUAGAUGGAAAAGACAACAAAAGACGAUCCAAGUUGCAAUUCGAUAAUGACAUGGGCAUUGACUUUGUUUUGAACAACGGUGGCUGGGUAUUUGCAACACAAAACUUUGAAAAACUAAAAGCACCGGAUCAGAAGAAAAUGUUAAGUCAGAUUACAUCAUCGCUGGCAGAUACACUUUUUAAGACCGAGAUCGUUAGUGAGUGUCGCUGUCUGCCAGUUCAUGGAUUGUUCGGCCAACAUAAAUGUUCUAUCAAGUCAUCGACUUUUGUUGCGACCAAAAAACCAAAAUCUGCCUGAUACAAGUUUUCUACAAGUUUCUACAAGUUUCUUUUAAAUUAAAUUCUAAUUUGUUACGAAAAUUUGUCCCAUAACAUAGGUCAACUAAAUAUUUUAAUAAAUAUGUGUUGUAUUAAACGCUUGA
This is a messenger RNA of Drosophila ficusphila, 10316 nucleotides long. RefSeq names its product apolipophorins (gene apolpp). Lineage: Eukaryota; Metazoa; Arthropoda; Insecta; Diptera; Drosophilidae. Gene Ontology annotation, molecular function: lipid carrier activity. Gene Ontology annotation, biological process: lipid transport. The record is from RefSeq and is a predicted model, not a curated record.